AUGUCUUUCCUCUUUGGCAGAAACCGUCAAAAAACCCCACAGGAUCUUGUUCGUGCUGUUCGAGAAUCCAUAUCACGUUUGGAUGUACCGCUGGAGAGACGACGUGCCUCUGAAGAAGUAUCACGGCUAUUGGCCCAGAUGAAGGUUGUCCUACAAGGAAACGCAGAAACCGACCCCAUUCCUGAUCAGGUACAAGUUCUUGCUCAAGAGGUUUACGCAAUCGAUUUAUUGCCGCUACUUGCGAAUAAUAUACAGAAGCUUGACUUUGAGGCUAAGAAAGAUGUUACUGCUCUUUUCAACGGUCUUCUCCGAUAUUGUCCCCAGCCUAUAAAUAGAUUUCCUACUGUCGAAUACUUGCACAAUAGUCGGCCCGAUACGCUCAUUACGCUCGUGAAGGGCUACGAAAACAAAGAUGUUGCUAACAACUGUGGGACUAUCCUCCGGGAGAGUUUUAAGCAUCAAGCACUAGCACAAGUAGUUCUUUACGAUGAGAGGUUUUGGAAAUUCUUCGAAUACGUACAAGGCGGGAGCUUUGACAUUGCCAGUGAUGCUUUUGGCACUUUUCGGGAACUUUUAACUAAACACAAACCAAUGGUUGCACAAUUUCUCAACCAAAACUAUGCACGAUUCUUUCAAAAAUACAACACCCUCUUAGACUCACCCAAUUAUGUUACAAAACGACAAUCAAUCAAGCUUCUCGGGGAGAUAUUGCUGGACAGGGCAAACUACAAUAUAAUGCUCGCAUAUGUUGACUCACCGGAUCACUUGAAAUUGACAAUGAACCUAUUAAGAGACAAAAGCAAAAAUAUUCAAUAUGAAGCCUUUCAUGUCUUCAAGGUUUUUGUUGCAAAUCCCAAAAAAUCAAAGCCUGUACAGGAUAUUCUAUUAAAAAAUCGUGAGAAGUUGCUCGCCUUUCUGCCCAAGUUUCAUGACGACCGAAGAGAGGACGAACAAUUCAUCGACGAAAAGGGAUUUUUGAUGAAGCAGAUCCUUGAGUUAGGCAACUACCCGCCCCAGCAACAAAUGCACCCAGGCGUUGUCUCUGCUUGA
Molecule: messenger RNA, 1050 nt
Organism: Morchella importuna
Lineage: Eukaryota; Fungi; Ascomycota; Pezizomycetes; Pezizales; Morchellaceae
Exons: 8
Coding region: 1-1050 (349 amino acids)
Biological process (GO): intracellular signal transduction
Molecular function (GO): protein serine/threonine kinase activator activity
Source: RefSeq, a predicted model, not a curated record